Rhipicephalus sanguineus (brown dog tick) is the source of this 4151-nucleotide messenger RNA. RefSeq names its product innexin shaking-B. Gene Ontology annotation, molecular function: gap junction channel activity. The record is from RefSeq and is a predicted model, not a curated record. Gene Ontology annotation, cellular component: plasma membrane; gap junction. The transcript is spliced from 2 exons. Lineage: Eukaryota; Metazoa; Arthropoda; Arachnida; Ixodida; Ixodidae. The coding region runs from base 257 to 1366 and encodes 369 amino acids.
CACGGGUAAGACUGCUCUAACACAAGACACGGGUCAGCGUUCUCUGCGGAUCGGAUGAACGAAAGGAACGUCGCCAGGAGCAGCAGAAUACAAUCUAAUGUCAACUGCACAGCCAGUCGUGUUGUUUACAUGAGUGCCGUAGACCCCGGAAGCCCUCCAAAUCCUGCUGUGCAACGCUGCUUUGAUCUGAAGAGCGCUACUCCGGUGCGGAGACCAGAAUAAAAAGCCUGCGGAAGUAUGAGCCCAGCGUGGUGCGAUGUCCCUGGUGAACCUGUUGGGUGGCCUGCGGCGUCUGCUACGCCGGAGGCACGUGCACAUCGACAAUUGCGUCUUCAGACUCCACUGGCUCGUCACGUCGUCACUGCUGGUCGCCUUCAGCCUGCUGGUCUCGGCGCGCCAGUAUGUGGGCGACCCGAUCGAGUGUGUGCCGCCCACGAGCGACUUCCCGAUGGAGGUUCUCAACACCUACUGCUGGAUUCACUCUACCUUCACCAUGCCGACGGCGCUGGACAAGCGCGUCGGGCUGGACGUACCUCACCCGGGCGUCGACAACUCGAGUGGUGCCGAGCGGCGCUACACCGCCUACUACCAGUGGGUGGCAUUCACGCUGUUCUUCCAGGCGGUGCUCUUCUACGUGCCCUACUACCUGUGGAAGAACUGGGAAGGCGGCCUCCUCGAGGUCAUCACCAUGGGAAUGCACGUCGCCAUCAUGGAAGAGAAGGACCGCACUCACAAGAAGCGCGUGCUCACCGAGUACCUGCACAGGCACAUGCGUCACCACAGGCUGUACGCGCUCAAGUACAUAUUCUGCGAAUUCCUCAGUUUCGCCAACGUUGUCGGCCAAAUGUUCUUCAUGGACAAAUUCCUGGGCGGCGAGUUCUGGAACUACGGCGUCCAAGUGGUUCAGUUCACGCUCACGGACCAGGAGGAGCGGCGCGAUCCCAUGAUCUACGUCUUCCCGCGAAUGACCAAGUGUGUGUUCCACUCCUUCGGUUCUUCGGGAGACGUGCAAAGGCACGACUCUUUGUGUAUUCUGCCACUGAACGUGGUCAACGAGAAAGUGUAUGUUUUUCUCUGGUUUUGGUUCGUGACGUUGCUCGUGCUCACCACGGUGGUGUUCGUGGGCCGACUCGUCAUCCUAGCAGUGCCCAAGUUGCGCUUCCAGGUGCUCAAGUCCCGGAGCCCACUGCUCAACUCGGACGACCUACGGACGCUGACACGGUUCGCCGAUGCUGGCGAUGCCUUCCUCUUCUACAUGCUCGCUCAAAACCUCGACCCUCUGGUCUACAAGGAAGUUGUCGCAGACCUGACAGUUGUUAUGAACCAAAAGUCAAGUGAGGACAGGUCACCACUCAAUGCAAUUUGAGUUCUUGUUACAUCACUGUCAAAGGAAGGCGUCUCUGCACAGCAGUCACCUACCCAAGUAUUUCUGUGCUUCUAAUUAUUCGCGACUGUACGAGGCAGGAGACAGACGGUGCAGGCAUCGUAUGAACUACAGCCAGUACAGCAUUACCUCCACAACCACAUAGUAACAUUGCUUUUGCUGUGGUGAUUGUCACUAACUUAUUUCAGCUCUACCAGGUAAACAAUAUUUAAAAUGUAUUACGCACAAAACGAACGUACAGCGCUUCUCUGAGUAACGCGGGAUUUUCCAUCUCGUCAAGUUGCGUUAUAUUGGUGUUGGAAUGGUUCCAACCCGUAGAAACAACGCAUAAAGCAUGCGUCACUAUGCUCUCUGAAAUCGACACUGUAGGCGUUGCGCUCGAAUCGUUGGUUUUAUUGACAACCGGAAAGGCUAGGAACUUAAUCGAAACAGCUGUUCUUGUAACACUACCCGACAGUGCCUACAUUAUGUACUUGCGUAUUUUGAGCUGUGCCUUUCUGCGGAGAAGCCAGCUGCAACCAGCAUUGACAUCUGGCAUGCUUUAGGAGUUAGUGAACCCUGACAUUAUGCUUCUAGAUUGAGCUGCCUGCCUCGAUUUACCGACUCCCGUUGUUGUUGCGGGAAAAGAAUACAUAGAUGGUGGGCUUUACUGAAACAAGUAGCGAAAGCGAAAUUAGUUUCUCCUACGCUUGAAGAGAUCUUCAGAAAAAGUAGAGUGGCAGCAAGAAAUCUACCUUUGCUAAAGCUAUAGCCUACGUGUCACACUGACAUCCGUGACCAAAGCACAGCGAGGCCGGCGCAGAUUUGGGUGCCUCAAAGCCUCGCUCUAAAGCGCGUGAACAUUCGUGUGUGAACAUCCAUUCUGCCGUGUAAGUUUUCUGUGUGUCCUUUUCGCAAGCGCGCAAUUCAACAUAUCAAAAGAGUGGAGGAAGAGAGUGUGAAGAAAUUUGACAGUCACGAUGCCCAUGACGAAAAUAACAAUAUAUCAAGCGGACAGAUCCCUAUAUUUUCCUUUUCAAGAAUACCCACAGUCGUUGCAGGAAUGUUAGGAUAGGGAAGAGCUUACAAGCGAAACUACGCGAACCUGCAACAUGAGUCCAAUAUUUCUAGACGAAAGUCACGUGAGCAGUUUCUCUUUAAAGCAACUGAAUACGAGGACUCUUGAAAACAAAAAAUUGGGUCUCGUUUAAUCAAGAUAAUCAGAAAUAUGCAAUAGAAAACUGCAGUACCUUUCUACUGUUCACGAAAUGCGCAAACAAGUUCUUCGUAUUACUAUACAGUAAGCUCUUGAAGAGGCAAACCCAACUCAGUAAAACGAUGAAAAGGCGCACGAAAAAUUGCUAAUUGUUGAAUGGAGCUCAGAGGCGCACAAAGUUUACGCAUGCUCUUUUACACAAUUCCGUCUGCGGUCGAGAGACAGCUACUACGCAAAGUAUGACAUGUGAAAUGCAUUGGGAGAUAUCAAUAUUUCCAGCUAAUAUUCCCAGAGAAUCGUAUACGCCUGUAUUUUUUGUGCUGAAUCAUUUGAGCCGGCUGUUUUGCUUUGCUAGGACGAAAGAAAAUCUCUGCGGAAGUAAGUUUAGUGAUCGGUAACGGGCGUAUGCUGGAUCGUUACGGGCUUACUAUGGAUAAAGUGUGCGGUGAGCAAAGAGGACACUCUGCACAAAACGUACGUCUGUAUAAAAAGCAAGACUUUUUCUUUGAAUAGCAUAUUAAUUCCGAGGAACUAUUAGUGGUGUACCUUCUUACCUCAGUGCCCCUCUAUCGCACGUCCGUUACACGAGCCUGUUCUGAAAGGCUGGGAAGUCCUGCAGAAUCUUUACAGUUUCCGUUUUGCUAGCAUAAUUGCCAGUAUUGUUAACAGAUGUUGGUUACGUAUGUUGCGCUGACACUUUCUGAAGCACCGUCUUCAUAUUUGAAUACAUUGUAAUGUAACCAGGUGCAAAAGAAUUCUGAUACUAUCUUCAGCUAGCUAGCAAAGCAGCAAAUUUUCUUCUGACGUUUUAAGAACCACAAUUUACUGAAGCAUUUGCGCAUCGCUCUGUUGAUUCCUUCUCCGGAUGUCGAAAAUUUUAUUUUCACUAGCUAGGAAAGAAUUUUUUGUGCGACGAGUAGAACAAGUGGCCAAUUAAAAUGAUUGUUCGGAACUGUUAAACACUAGGCAUAUAAGGUUGAAUGAGUGGUCCGGUUGCAUACAAGAGCUGAUUUUACUCAAGCGAACGCGAGAAAAGCCCCUCUGUGUUUACGUGUACUUAUACUUUUUUUCCCAAAAACGCAUUAAUAUUUUUUACGUUAGCAGCAUUGCCUUUUAUAAGAGCGUGUAUGACAUAGCUAACACUCGUUCGUGAUGUGUUUUCGAACAGACCAAUGAAUAUGUGAUUCAAUAGGCGAUACGUUUACAAUAAUGUGUUUGGAAUGUGUUGUACAUUUGCGGCUCAUGAGGCAGCUAAAUAACUAUUUGUGAUUUGAUGUGUGAAAUAGCAAGAUGUCCACAUGAGAUAUUAGCGUUGCAGCUGUAAACUUCUAGACAAACGAAAGCUGCAAUGCAAAUAAGACUGAUCAUGGUUACCUUGGUAACCUUACUAAGUGCAACUGCACAUGAAACACGUUUCACAGCAGUUUCCUUACAGAUUUGCUGCUUAGUCUGUCAUUAUAGGAUGUUUGUAAGGCAACAGAGACUUACCUUGAUGCAAUGUAAUAUUGAAUAUGUGGUAUGAAUGCGGUAAUAUUGAUAAUGAAAAUCAAUAAAUGCACAUUUGACAUCUUA